This is a messenger RNA of Oenanthe melanoleuca, 5621 nucleotides long. RefSeq names its product acyl-coenzyme A thioesterase 1-like. Gene Ontology annotation, molecular function: fatty acyl-CoA hydrolase activity. The coding region runs from base 660 to 1919 and encodes 419 amino acids. Gene Ontology annotation, biological process: acyl-CoA metabolic process; fatty acid metabolic process. The transcript is spliced from 3 exons. The record is from RefSeq and is a predicted model, not a curated record. NCBI's taxonomy places the organism in Eukaryota, Metazoa, Chordata, Aves, Passeriformes, Muscicapidae.
CAAAAAUGUAGUACUGUUGUGUAUGAAAACCUAAAGCUGGUGUUUAUUGUCAACUCUUCAAAUAGUUCAUUAGAAACAUUGUCAAUAUGGGGGAAGUCAAUAAUUGGGAAGAAAAAUAUAGUAAUUGUGUUUAUUUUGCUUUUUUUAAAGAAACAUAGCAUAAAGUUCCACUUUGACUCGUGGUGCUUACCCCAAAUUGCAGGAAGCUUGAGAGGGAUCAAGAGCAGGCUUUGUUUCGUGGCUAGAUUAAGAUGUAAUGCUACUUAGGCAUUCCGGCUUCUUUGUGUUUACUGUGCCCUGGCGAAGGUUCCCAAGCCAGUUCCGUCGUCAAAUAUGGAAUUUCCUGCAGCUGGGGGGGUGCGGCAAUUUGGAUAUCUCUUUGCUGCUUUGGAGUUUUGAAUGUAGUCUCUCUCUGUAAUUCGAAGUAACAGUACCCGCCAAGAGCAAGUGACAGCUUGUGCCCGGGCAAGGUGCCACCCGAGCCGGGGAGCCUGGAGAGAGGCGGCUCUGAACUACGUCUCCCAGCAGCCCGUGCUGAAGGAAGCGGUCACGAUGAUCCCUGUGGACUUUGAGCAGAGGUUUUAGUCCCGAGGGGAGCAGGGUGCCGAGGCUGUGUCCCGCAGGUGCCCGUGCCUGGCAGCAGCUCCGUGCCGGCUGCGAUGGCGGCGCGGGUGUCCGUGCUGCCCUCCCGCAGGUGCCUGUUCGAUGAGCCGGUGCAGAUCCGUGUGGCCGGGCUGCGGCCCCUGCAGGCGGUCACGCUGCGAGCCAGCCUGCUGGACGAGAGCGGGGAGCUUUUCCAAGCCCACGCUCUCUACAGGGCUGGGAGCGGCGGGGAGCUGGACCUCGGCCGCUCCCCGGCGCUGGGGGGCAGCUAUUUGGGAGUGGAGCCCAUGGGGCUGCUCUGGGCUCUGCAGUCCAAAACGCCCCAUAAACGGCUGGCAAAGAGGAACGUCCUGACCCCUUUCUGUGUGGACUUGGAAGUGUAUGAGGGCCAUGGGGACAUGAGCCACUUGCUGGGAAAAUGCACCCAUGAACGAUGGUUUUUAGGAGAGGGAGUGAAGAGGAUUUCGGUCAGAGAAGGUCGUCUCAGAGCAACCCUCUUCCUCCCUCCUGGACCUGGCCCAUUCCCUGGACUUAUUGAUUUGUAUGGAUCUGGAGGAGGUCUUAUUGAAUACAGAGCAAGUCUCCUGGCUAGCAGAGGCUUUGUGACUCUGGCUCUUGCUUACAUGUCCUUUGAAGAUAUCCCUGCUAUGCCAGAGAUUCUUGAACUGAGUUAUUUUGAAGAGGCUGUGAACUUCUUGCGGAAGCAGCAGCAGGUGAAAGGUACUGGGAUUGGUGUUUUGGGCUUGUCUAAAGGAGGUGAUCUAGCCCUUUCCAUUGCCACAUUUCUACCUGGCAUCAAGGCAGCUGUCAGCAUAUCUGGAAGUUGUUUUAAUUCCUUCAUUCCCCUGAAGGGGGAUGGCUUCACUCUUCCUGUUCACCCAUAUGACUUGGGGAGGAUGAAGAUCAGUGAUGAGUCUGGACUAGUAGAUUUUUCAGAUGUCGUAGACGAUCACACGGACCCAGCAACCUGGAAUUGCCGCAUUCCUGUGGAGAAGUCCUUAGCCAAGUUCCUCUUCUUGUCUGGGCUGGAUGACAUGAACUGGAAAAGUGCCCUCUAUUGCCAGGAUGCUGUUCAGCGCCUUCAGCAGCACGGCCGGGAGGUGGAGUUUUACUCCUAUUCCGGAGCAGGGCACCUCUUGGAGCCACCAUACUUGCCUCUGUGCAAAGUUUCCAUCCACAGGGUGCUUGGGAUGUUGGUGCAUUGGGGAGGGCAGUGGAGAGAGCAUGCUAGAGCCCAAGAGGAUGCAUGGUGCAGGAUACAGGCCUUUUUCUGGAGACAUUUGAUGGACUCAGACACCCCUAAGAGUAAGCUGUAGUGGAAGCUGUCAUAGAUGCUGGCCAGGGAGGGUAUUUCAGCACUCACUGGAUCUUGGAAACUCACCAGAAGUUCCCUGGACUGCCUUCCUCUAAGCCCCACUGUUGCAUAGUUGUUUAUUUUCAUUCCCCAAAUAAUUUCCCAUUUUUAGUUGAAUUUCAGCUGACAUCUGGCCCCACCUUCACAGUAGAUUGGCACCAUCUGUAGUCUAAAAACAACCCAGCAUCCCAUCAUCUAAAUCACAUUUGUGCUGAGCUAUCUUUGCCCUCAGUAUGCAACCAUCUCCUUUCAUAAGAGGAAAUUCUCUCACAGGAGGAGUUUUGAAUGGUUUAGUGUUGCACCUUUAACUAACCUAGAUAUAAACAGCACUUUUAUUGGAUAACACAUUAGUAUGCUCAUCUUUCUUUUGUUUUCUCCCAUUUUGUAGUAAAAAUGUUGCAGUACUGAUCUCAGCUAAAGGUAGAGGGAUUAAUCUGAAGUGCAGUGAUAACAUUUUUUUUUUUCUGGUACCUCAAAAUCCAGGAGUGAAUCUUACCCAGAUUACCCUGGUUGUAUCUCCUGCUGACUCCACAGAAGUUCCUUAUUAGGGUAAAGUUUUCACUGCACUACUCCAUGAGUGCAAUGUGCAACAUGCAGUUUAUCUGUGUGUGCACAGUUUAUUUGAAAUUAUCUGAAUGAAGCCUUCAGCCAGCUGUGCACCUGUCAAUAUAUUAAGGAACAAUCCUGGUGUAGCCACAAGCUGUUACUUCACCUGAUUGCAGAGGCUGUGAGCAGGAGUCCUCACCCUCUUUUGGGAAGAGAAGUGAUGGAGUCUGCAUUUUUGCACAGUGUUCAAGAUGGGGGUGAUACAGAUGUGCCAAGUACUUGCUCUCAUGUGGUCAAAAGUUAGUCUGUCUCCAUUUUGGGGGGAACAGUAAAGCCACUGCCGCUGAGUUCCCAGGAGCCCAGUGAGAUGGGUUGCUCAGUGGUCCUGCCACUAAAGCAGACAGCUGUGGGCUCACCUGAUAAAUCUAAUGGAAAUUGAAUGGGAAAAUCUGUUCUUGUAAUCUGCUUGUAAUUGAAAAGUGCUUCAGAUAAAAUAGAGUAUCAAAGGACUAGCUUGAACUGAAAGAUCUCAUCUUGAUUCUUAGUCACCCACUGUUUAACACUGUGCACUACAUUUCUAUUUUGAGAAUAAGAAAAGCUUGUGACAAGCCUCUUAAGAACUGAGAAUCUCCCCACAUGUAAUCUGCUAUGAACAAGUUUACUAUAAGGGAACAGUAUGUCUUGCAAUGCUUUUUUAGGGCAGGAUGAUUUCCCUAGCUACCAUGGAAUCAGGCAAAAAAUGGAGAGUGCUGAUUUGCCCAAUAUAUUCUUAAAACUUUUCAUAUUUGCGUUGAAAACUGACCCUGAAGCAUUUUGAUACACCUACAGUAUAACUUGGAGGAAACUGCAGAAUGAAAGUAGUCAAAAUGCCUUUAUUAGCAAAAAGUAAACCACAGGUGCAGAAGAGGUGAAACAUCUUUGAGAAAGGAGCUGUCUCUGCAGAAGUAGUGGGUAUUUGAGGAUUCAGUGGAAUUUUAAUAAGGACCAUGCUGAGCAAGGAAAUUUCAAUGCAAAUGUGCUUCUCCGAGCCUAGGAGCUUCUUCAGGUGAAGCAGUGUCUGCAAGUGAGGUUGUUUCAUGGCCACACAACAGGAGGAAUGAAGUAAAAGAUGGCAAUAUAGGUUGUGUGGUAUAAUCUAGAAGUCACUUUUCCCCAUUUCUGGUCUCUCUUCCUUGUGUGUGCUUGAAAGUCUAAGUUAUUUAAUACAUACCAGAUCAUUUGUUAGCAAGCUGUGGGAUAAGACCAGUGUUUAAUGACAAAAUACAAAUAGUAAAUUUUUUUCUAUAUUAGUAUUUUGCUUAAUUAUGUAUAAUUCUACCAUUUCAGAAAAAAAUUUCACUAUUCUUCACUUUUUAGUGCUGUGUAUAUGUUAUUCAGAAAUGGAAUCCGAGCCAAAUGUUGUAUUAAGCACAGAGAAAGUGAUGAUUUGUUUAAGUCUGGGGAGAAGAAAGAUUAAUAUUUCCAAUGAACUAGUGCUCCUUGCAGCACUUACUGCAAAAUAUCUCUGCUAUUUUUCAUUGUUGAGGGCAAAAAUUAGAAAUGCUGAAUCUCAAAAAACUGUCUGUGCAAAAUUUGCAUUAAACCUAAAAAUGUCUGUACCCUGACUCUGGAUAGCACUUAGAGAAAAAUAAUUAAGUUACAUUCUAUAUAUUUAGGAUUGCAUCUUUUCAAUUGCUUAAGCUGCUGAUCUUCCAACAUUUUCCUUUAAAACUGGGAAUUUAUGUUUACAUUAAAAUCACUUCAGUAAAUGGUGUGCUUUUAUUUUUUCUUUUAAGAGUACCUUGUUGCACAGAGGGACAGUUAUGCCUUUUUUCUGGCUAGUGAUCUAACUAAGAGGUAAUCCUGUGGAAAACAAAACAAUGAAAAGAAGAGUAAAAUGCUCUGCUGGAUCAAAGAAUGAAGCAGCAGGAACAUGCAUGGGGUUAUCAGGAGAAGCAGGGGUGAGCAAUACUGUGCCAAGAUAACUAAAAACUGUGCUAGUUUCUUAUUUAUGUGUGUAAUAACUAGUCCAGCUGAUUCUAAAUUGUGAAUCCAUUUCUGUAUCCAGUGAAGUGAGUGCUUGGUGGCUCAUUGUGUGCUGCCCCUGUUUACAACUGAUCUGCUCCUGAAGGAGUGAGAUGUUCGACAAUGGAGAGAAAAUUGUGAAAUAUGGAGUCAGAUAAUAGAUGAGCUGGAUAGAUGGUUCAAAGGAAACGUCCUGGAUAGGAGCAGAGCAUGUGCAUAUCUCUGCUUUCAUCUAGAAGAGGAAGUUCAAAUGCACUGCUAUUAUUUUAAUAUGCUAGAAAUUCAGCAAGAUAGUAAUGAAUCUGUGCCAUCUAGUAGAAUCUGUCCCUGGACAGUGUCACUGUGACAUUCUCAAACAUCCAGCACCAGCUCAAAAUGGAUUAUUUUUGGCUGCACAGUGCUCUGACUCCAGCCAUUCUCCCAUCUCUGGGUUAUUUCAGAUCAGAGAUAUGUCAUCUUGAAGCAGGAAAAGUACUUUGAUACCUAAUGCCAUCACUACUGUUAUAGUGGAAGAAAAUGGGGUCAGUAGUCUGUAUUUUUGGUGGAUAUAUCACAUCAAAUCACUAAACAGCACAGCACUUACUGCUUCCAUGGCAGUCUGUAUACCACUCCCUGUAAAGCUGAGACCUCCUAGGCUCCAUUUAGAUCAGCAGUAUGCAGGGGCAAUUCUGCUCUUUCAGGCCUUCUAGAGAAUCUUGUUCUUUCUGUGGCUGUCUUCCCUCACCUGAGAAUAUAAUGUCUGCUUUCUUUUUUUUUUUUUUUUUUUCUGUAUCUUUAACAGUUUUGCAUCUGUCCCACUGAUCAUGAACCAGACCAUUCCAAUUCCAGGCAUCCAAAAUCAAAAUUGUAAUCCAGCUAGACAAAUCAAAAAUUAGCCAACAUAGAGACAUAAAUUGUGAAAACAAAGAAAAGAAAGAAAAAGUGUGAAUUUAAGGAGUAUCAAUUCUUUAGUUUCUCUCCUUCAUAAAAGGAGGUGUGUGAGUGUGUGGAUAUAUAUAAAUGUCUGUUGGAAUGGAGGGGAGGAAUGAAGAGUGUAAAGAAAAGAAAAACCAAAAGAUUAUGGGUCACUUCCAAGUAGAGAUAUUAUAUGAUUAAAAAAAUCUGUUGUGUAAUA